UUCUGAACCGUUAAAGAAAAAUAGCACAAGACAAAAAAUCAAUAUUUUUGAUAUCAUUAAAAUUGUGUUUUAAAAAAAUCGUACAUUUUUAGGGAAAGCCGUUUUGUCCUAAAAGUUCGUUUUCCUGAAAUUCUCGAAAAAUCACGUCACGAAGCAUAAAUUCAUUGAUUGUUGAGGGAAGAAAGAAACAAAGCUUCUCAGACUUCUGCGAAAAGUACAAUUUUUCCAAGUACCCUCUUUUGACCCUGUUUUCCCUAGAUCAGUCGUUCGCAUUCAACGUUUUAUCCAUAAAUUCUUAACUCGAUAGUCGCCCAUUUUUCAAUGGAAGAAAGUAAUUUUAUUGAUUUCUCAUGCGAAAUGGAAUUUUUGUUUUAUGGAAAAAAAAUUCGAUCGUGAAUAAUGGUGGUGGGAAUGAAUUUAGUAAUUACAUGAGCAUCGAUCGAUCCGUCGGUUAUCAUUACCAAAUAACUCCAACAUCUGCUAUUGUAAGCUGUACAAUUAUAGAAGCCAAAUAAACAUCGCACAUUAUUGCGUCUCGGGAUCAUACACUUUCGUCGUGUUACGAAUUUUUGACUUACUUUUUACCUUCGAAAAUACUCGCCAAACAUUUAUUAUCUGAGAUAACACGAUCAGUCGUUGUGUACAAACGUCAGGAGCGUUAACGUGAACACAGAAGUUGGGACAAGCGCUUCGGUAACGCUUCUCCAGCGCUGAAUCUUCGAAUUUAUUUUUCAUAUCCAUCGCAACGAUGCUGCAGCAGCAAAGACCAGAAAAAAAUGACGGGAUGUGGAAACGAGGAGCGUUGUUGUCAUUCGUGUUGAGCCUGAUGACCAAUACUGGUGGUGUAUUUUCACAAAAGCCACAUUUAGGUGAGGGAGUUCGUCUCAAUCCUUUCGAGCAUUAUUUUGGAGACAUAGGAACCGUGUCUGUAAUCGGGGCUGAUCAUUGGUUUUAUCAUUUGUACACCUCGCAACUUUUCCAAGAUCCAUCGGCAUUACCAAAAUUUAUACAGCCGGUUGGGCUCUCAACGAGAACGAUUUACAGUUUGAAUUUUGUGACAACGCUCAACAAUUGAUAAAAGCUUAUUUUCGUGGCUUCGAAAUGGAAGGAGAGACAGAACUCUGGACCAAGUUUGCCGAUGAUUUGUCCAUACCCGUUUUUGCUAACCAUUUUGGUAUUGAAGAAUGGGAAUUGUCGAGCGAUAGACACGCCUUCAUUUUGGUUAGGAUCAAAAAAUCGUACGACAACCAAACACUUGCUGAAAAUGUCAAACUCAACGAUACGAAUGCCAAACAACUCGACAACUUCGAUACCAUCGUGAAUCUUCCCACGCAUUAUAUCAAAUCUUACGCAACCGGAAACUCCCUCUAUCAGGUCUUAGUGUUUGAAAAGCAAUUCUACGAGCGGAUCAAAAAUGCCAUGAAGGAUCGUGGCUUAGCGGUUUACUCAGACGCCCUACGACGAAUAUUUUUCUCACCUCCUUAUGUAAUACGAGCAGGAGAGAUACGAACAGCCAGUCGUAACCGAGCGGUCGAGGAUUGGGCAACCAAGAGUGUUCGAACCUCCUAUUACGAUCGGAAUUGGUUCAGUGCUUGGAGAUCCGAACCGUACGAAGUUUUCUUCUCGAGUCUUAUAUUGUUUUAUCGCAACGCAACGUUGUUCAAUCAGCUUGACGAGCUUCUACGAGACGAAGUCCUCCUUCAACUGGAAAUUCCGCUCGUGACACGUCUGAUGUCUGAAUCUUCGCAAAUGUCCUUUGUAGAUGGAAAUUUCGGAUAUUUCGGUGACGAUUGACUCUCGCGUAGUUAUUCGUAUCCAGGUCGAUCUGGAAAUGCACAAAUGUCUUUAGAUUUUAUAUCAUAAACGAAAGUCAAAGGUCCAGUCGCAACCUGUAUAUCUUUAUGCUCUGACAAUAAAUACGAACAUUUGAAAAUGCUA
Messenger RNA from Venturia canescens, 1938 nucleotides. Its product is annotated as torso-like protein. The coding region runs from base 1102 to 1794 and encodes 230 amino acids. The record is from RefSeq and is a predicted model, not a curated record. The transcript has 3 exons. Lineage: Eukaryota; Metazoa; Arthropoda; Insecta; Hymenoptera; Ichneumonidae.